AGGAUCUUUCAUUUGCUACAAAGGUAUCUCCUCACAGGAUCGACAGGAUCGACAGGAUCUGACAGGAAGGAUGCGAGCUGUGCACGGAAUAUGCCUGAUGCUCACCGUUACCACUUUCAACAUGAUGGCAGGAGCCUUCAGCCCCAGCAGCAUGUCCAUGUCCAACCUUCUCCAGCAGCGACGCCUGUCGAUGGCUAGCACGGCUACUGCUGGGUCGAGACGUAGGAGCCUGGGCUCGCUCAAGAUGCAGAUCGACUCUCUGUCGAGGAGGAGGUGUAUGCAGGUAGUGGCUGCGGCUGCUCCGCUGCUGCUGUGGGAAGGAAGAGCGGACGCGAUCAACCUGGAUACGAUGUCAGUCUUUGGAUACGGAAGGGAAUCUGGAACAGGGCGGGGAGGAGGAGGAGGGUUGCUGUCAAAUCCCUUUGGCCAGACGAACAAAAUAAAGGAGCAGAGGCCGAAGCCGAUCAGGAUCCCAAGAACUUUCCUCUUCCUUCAGUUUGCAGUGCUCCUUAUGCGAUCCUGCUACAACACUGUCGAUGAUCUCGAUUUCUUCCCGAUGAAUCAGUUCCAGAAAGAUUUCUUCCUCCUCCGCCAGGACGAGUGGGAGAAGUACAUCAAGGAGAACGACGUGAAGCAGGGAGACCUGACCAACGCGCUCUACUUCGACUUCAUCAGCUCAGCCCAGUUCGCAUCCAUCACGCAGUCCAUCCAAGGCGCGAAGCAGAUCUUCGAGGAGACGAGCGGGGUGGAGAACGACAAGCAUGUGAUCCAACGAGACCCGAUGCUCAAGGACGAUAACCUCCUUGCCCCGCGCUUCUUCAUGCGCUCGGGUGAAAAGAUGUACGACGGGCUGCUCGCAAACUUCACGGAUGACAGCAACUACGUCAAACCUCCGCUUCCCUCCAGCCCCAACGCUCCUUUCUCUGAGGUCUUGAAGUCUUUCAACAGCAUCUACCAGAUCUUUCAAAACAAUGGGUAUGCGAUGAAGAUCGACGUGGAGGAUGCUGGUGCAGCCAGCACCCAAGAAUACAUCCAGGCGAAGGGGGUCUACGAGGACUGGGCGAAGAAGAUUCAAGACAAGGUACCAGCCACUGAUCAGAACUGGGAGGGUCACGGGCGUAAAAUUGUCGUACGCAUGCAGGCGCCAUGCACACUGUGGGGGCGGCAGUGGUUGAGUAUGCAAGACAACUACCUCAUCAACGACCAUGACGUCAUGCUCGCGACUGCGUUUCUGCGGAGGAGCGGGAGGGCCGUGACGGUGAAGACGACCAUGGACCAGAACUCCUACACCAGGGAGUUUCUGCUGCUGUAA
Molecule: messenger RNA, 1312 nt
Organism: Guillardia theta CCMP2712
Lineage: Eukaryota; Cryptophyceae; Pyrenomonadales; Geminigeraceae
Exons: 7
Coding region: 71-1312 (413 amino acids)
Source: RefSeq, a predicted model, not a curated record